UUCAUUCAUCACUUUAUAUAUCGUUGAUAUAAAAAAAGGAUAAAAUCAUGUAAAUAAAACAUAGUUUUCAAAAAGCAUUGUUAUACUUGUACACGACUAAGUACAUCAUUGGGGAUUCAGCUGCUAAAAGAAAAGUAAACAGUGUUUAAUACAGUGAAUCAAUAACGACUUCAAUAACGAAGUCAGAAAUGGCCAGAAAAGGCAACAGUUUGCUACCACAGUUUGGACUCUUAAAUUAUCUUGCUGCACUUCUGCUAAACAUCUUGUACUUUAUGGGUAAAGAAAGCAUCCAUUCUGCAUAUGACUGUGUAUCGACUGUGAAAACCAAAAGUGAAAGCAGUUUAUUGUUAAUCUGCUCUUUGAAUACUGUAAUGUAACCCAUCCGACAUUUAUACUAAAAUAAUUUCAACUCCUUACUGGAAAAUGACUAAAUCCAGCAAAGCGAACGAAGCCGUGUAAUUUGGGCAACUAUGGCUAGCAGUGGUACUCUCCAUAUAUGUAAAUGUGUGUUAAUGUACCCAUGUUGUGAAGCAAAUUAGUAUUGAAGUAAGAAUAUUUGCCCAAAACAUAAAUAAAAUUGAAGCAACUAUUUAGAUCAAUUGAUAAAUCACAACAUAAUGUACAUGUAGUACAGAACGGUUGUGAAGAAACUGUUCAAAUCCUUAAUCAAGUAAAUAUGCAGAUCACUUACAACAACAAAAAAGCAGUAAAAGAUGCUGAAUUCAGUUCACUUAAAUAGAAAUAAAGAAUAUAAGUGUUAAAUGUAAUUUUGAAUAAUGCUCAAUUAUUGGUACAUUUUAUGUAAGGAGUUUAUACUAAAGUAGUGCUAGCUCUGUCUGCUUCACUUACUGUUUAUUUACCGAUGGUUUAAACAAAGAUCAACACAUAACUUGUUACUACUGCUAUCAGCUGUAUGUUGUGGAGUAAAAUAUUGCCCUCUGAAGUUUAUCUAGCAGAACAAAUGUAUACAUUCUCAUAAAAAAUGGAAACGUUGCCUCCCAGUCACGCUCCCAGUAUAUACAGUGCUUAAGUAAAUAUGCUGUUUCCUCUUUACUUUAACAAAGAGAGCUCACUUUACAAAGUACACAAGUAGGUGCUUGUUUUUAAACGCAUUCCCCAACAGUAACUAAAAGAAAUAGGUUUUGCAUUGAGCUCAGCAUUAUGUGGUCAAACCAGUUGGCCCACUGGGUGAGACGUGUGUCAUUGUGUUUCAUCUCUCUCUCAAGCAAUUGCAUUGCUAGGGCAGGUCAAAGGUAUGUGGAUUCUCAUGAAUGGAGGUGGUAAACCUGUUUUUCAAGGCACAGUUAACAUUGACAGGAAAUCUUAACCCUAACACUAAUCCUAACCCUAAGAAUGUGUACCUUAUUGUUAACACAUUUAAUAAAAUAGCCAUAGAAAAUGAUGACUGUGUUAAAAAAAGGCAGUUCUGUCUCUAGAGUUAUUUUUUAACCCAGUGUUAAAGGUGGAGUCCUGUUUUGAUUAAUAAACAAUAGUCAUAGACUUUGCCCCUGUAGGUUGUGCUGGUUACACUGUGAUGAGGAAUUCAAAGCAGGGAGUUUCUGGAUUGUGUCCAUUUUAACACGAUAAGGGACUGUAAAGUGGUGAGACUAAAUCAGAGACACACAAAUGGAGAGAGAGAGAGAGAGAGAGAGAGAGAGAGAGAGGAAUGAGAGAGAGAGAGGGAGGGACUUCUUGGUCAGGACAGUGACGUGCUGUAUAGUGCAAGUUUCACAUGACUGAAACACUUGCUGUAACACUAAGUGUAGAGCUCAAUAGAGAGGAUAUACACUGUUCAGACUGGAUUACUUUAAACGGAUUACUAAACACAGCCAAAAACAACAUUGAAACCCAGGCAACAUCCAGUGCUGUGCUCUGGACAGCAACUGGUUGUUUUAAUUGACAUGCCAGAGUGCGGUUCCUGGCAGAUUAUCAUCAAGUUUGAUCCCUGUUUGACUUGAUAAACAGGGUUGUCAUGUCACCUGGAGAAACAUAUUUGUAGAAAAAUGCUGAAGGCCUCAAAUCUUAGCAUCGCCUGACAAAAUGUUUCCUCUUGGAUGGCUCAGUUGGUGCCUUUUUCUGACCCUUUGCAUGUCAACCUGUGGUUUGGAAAUAACUGACUAUGAUGGCAACGGUGUAAUUUGCAUACAGGCUCUCUCUGAAUGCACCCUGUGGGAUGGGGCGCUAAUGCCAGACCCUGAUGAUGCUGUAGAUGUCCAAAACCUGAGGCCAAAAUUCAAACUUUGCUGCAAGGAAUUAGCAGAAUGUACAUUAUGUCUGGUGAUAGACGCAGAGCUCUACAUCCAUCCAGAUAACAAAACAGAGAGUGAGGACCACUCUGGGAAUGAUGAGGAGGAUUACAGUGAUCCAAAAGUAUCUGUCACAAUCUGUUACAAAGCAGCGCAAACCAUGCCCCUGUGCAAGAGGGUGGAGUUUACGGUUAAUCAUGCAGCUCUUACGCAGUCAAACCUGGCACAGGUGUCCAUGGUAAUAAAUAAGCCAGUAGGAGUUUACUUCGGCAGUCAAUUGUUUGUUUAUUCAUCAGAUGGUGUGUCACAAGAAGUUGUGGUGCCUUCUCACGAAGAAGUGUGCUCCCAGCAGCCGCAGAAAUACACUGAAGAGUGUUAUGUGCCCACACUCAUCCAUGUUAUUAACUACACCAUGAAUCGAGUGGAGCUACAGUUUGCCGGAAGAAACCUGAGCUUGCACUCUGUGUGUGCCCAGAAUGAGGACAAUGGAAGAUGUCAGAUAUUGAACAGGAUGACCAUCCCACUGUACUCUGUGACGCCGUGCAUGUGUCUUCAGGCAUGGCGUGAGGAUGGCCAUCAGCGCAUUAAAAGCUGCCCCUUUGCAGGUAAAUUUGAAGAGAACAUGUGGCAGAACGUGUCGCUGUCUGUGAGCAAGGGUCAAAUGAAUAAUGAAGGUACGAUGCUGUUGUGGAACCUGUCUGCCCCCUGCCGUCUGAAGGGUGAAGUGUGGCCCUGUCACUGGCCUGCAGACCUCACAAAGGAACACUGCAGUGAGAUAAAGGGCUUUAGACAACAGCUGGAAAAUAGCACAUGGAAGCAAAACACCAAGGGACUCUGGGAGAAAACAGAAGUCUUUGAAGACAUUGACCUUGAGCUCUCACCAUGUGUGAUGGUGAAAGUAGAGGGAAAUGGACCUAAGCUAGGUCCAAUAUGUUAUAAAGACACUGGCAGGUGGCGCUGGAGUCUCCUGGUUGUUGCUGUGGUGCUGCCGGCUUGCUUGACUGCACUCCUUUAUUAUUUUCUUCGUGACUUUGUCAAGAGAUGGGUGUGGAGCUGGCAUCAUAAAGGAUUUGUAGAGGUUGGCAGGAAGGGUCAUGUGGUGCUGCUGAGCCCCCCAGAUGUGGAUUAUAAUGUUUCAGAGUCUGUAUGUGGGCUCGGCACUCUGCUCUCUAACCAGGGCUUCAGUGUAUCCGUGGACCAGUGGAGCAGGAAGGAGCAGUGCACUCUGGGGCCUCUGCCAUGGCUGUACUCCCAGCUGCUGGAGCUGAACCGUCUGGGUGGCAGAGUUGUGCUCGUAUUGACCCGCAAAGCCUUGGAGAGAGCAGAGGAAUGGACUAAUAAGCACAAAGAGGUAGACAACGAUCUCCCUCAGGUAUUGUCUCCUUACUCUGAUGUGUUCACGGCCUCCCUGAGCCUCAUCCAAGCGGACAAUCAGCUGGGCAGGGCUGGUGAACGUUUUCUCCUGGUGAAAUUUGACUCCUUCGCUGUGCACCCUCUCAAGGGACUACCAAAGCUUCUUCAGGGCAUUCCUCUGUUCCAGUUUCCCUCCCAGACAGAGGCCCUCUUCUCUGAGCUAACUGUGGGUUGAAAAGGGAGGGGAUCAGGUAGACAGACAUGGACAGUGUAGAAAUGGGUUGCCUCUGAAGGAUGGAGGGCAAAGACUAAAGAAGGACCAAAUCAGCAGAGAGCAUUGCCCUGUAAAUAUUUUGUUGACACAAACUUGGAGACAAUGCCUUUAAAGUAUCCAAAAAUAUCACACUGAAAAAUGAUUGUUGCUCGGUGCACAUGAAGGACGUGUUCUUGCAGAUGGUGGAUAUGAUAAAGAAGAGACACUUUAUAGAAUAACACUGGCUUUAAUCUAUAUUAUUGUCAACAAACCCCAUGACAAGACCAAAAUAAGCAAUAUGUUUGUCUCUUUCUCAAUAUUUAUGGAGAUAUCAGCACAAAACCUGCUCAUUGCUACUGAACACAUUCAAUAAUUGUCUAAAGCAUCUGGGGACUGUACUCAGCCAGGAUUGAAUUGUCUUUGUCAGGCAGGGACUAUUUUCCGCACUGUUGAAUAUUUACAACACUAAGAUGGUGUAUGAUUCAACAAUGGAGUGAUAUGGAUUAAAAUAAA
Scomber scombrus (Atlantic mackerel) is the source of this 4365-nucleotide messenger RNA. RefSeq names its product interleukin 17 receptor C (gene il17rc). Bases 2041 to 3834 code for a protein of 597 amino acids. The transcript is spliced from 15 exons. Gene Ontology annotation, molecular function: interleukin-17 receptor activity. The record is from RefSeq and is a predicted model, not a curated record. Lineage: Eukaryota; Metazoa; Chordata; Actinopteri; Scombriformes; Scombridae.